Molecule: messenger RNA, 723 nt
Organism: Trichobilharzia regenti
Lineage: Eukaryota; Metazoa; Platyhelminthes; Trematoda; Strigeidida; Schistosomatidae
Source: the annotation of a GenBank genome assembly
AUGCCGGAUAAGUCCAGCCGUGUAGUUUUUCGUGGUGCACGAGGAGUCAGCCCAGCAGGUACACCAAGAUUUUGGAGAGUGACACGAGAAAUAUUCGACGCAGCAGUGCAUCAACGACAGUUUCGUUCUUCUCAGUACAGGAGUACUUCACACAUCCCAGUUGUCCGAAGAACGCCCCGUGAGAGCGAUCAUGUGCGCGGUACACUAGAUGAGAGUAAUGUGAAUGACAGCUACGGUCACUUGCGAAUGAACAGACUCGACAAUGAUGAUUCAGUUCUAUUGAACAGCACAGGACGACAACAAUACGAGUCAGACAUACAUAGACAUCUUUCACCCAAACCACCGACAAGUCCGGGACCAUCUGGACUGGGUCGACCUCAAUGUGAGAAAUGUCUGGAUGAAUAUCGAAAUAAAAAUCGGCUUCGACAUCUUCCUUGUUGUCAUGCGUUCCGCAGGAAGUGCAUCGACGUUUGGUUGAAACGAUCGACGACAUGUCCGAAAUGUCGGGCUGGAGUUCAGAAUGGGUUGGAUCGCUUGAGACUUGCUGGUCUUCAACUGAGGAACAAUCCGUACAGUGUAAGAAGUGCAGCAGCAGCACCUGUACGAGCUAUUCGUCCACGACUGGAUGCUUCUAUUUCAGGUACUCAGGAAGAGAUUCGUACAGUGAAUUCGCACACAUCAACCAGUCGUACUUAUCGUCUUCGGUCGAUGACGGCUCAAUAG